Messenger RNA from Stegostoma tigrinum, 2417 nucleotides. Its product is annotated as bifunctional heparan sulfate N-deacetylase/N-sulfotransferase 2. Gene Ontology annotation, molecular function: heparan sulfate N-sulfotransferase activity; deacetylase activity. Bases 1 to 1158 code for a protein of 385 amino acids. Lineage: Eukaryota; Metazoa; Chordata; Chondrichthyes; Orectolobiformes; Stegostomatidae. The transcript has 9 exons. Gene Ontology annotation, cellular component: Golgi apparatus. The record is from RefSeq and is a predicted model, not a curated record.
AUGAAUCUGUAUGAGAAUGAUGCGGGCACUGGAGGGUCACUCACAGCAAAGCGUCUGUUUGAUUUUCAGAUCAGCAUCUUCAUGACCCAUCUGUCCAACUACGGCAACGACCGCCUGGGUCUGUACACGUUUGAAAGCCUGGUGAAGUUCGUCCAGUGUUGGACUAACCUGAAACUGCAGACGCUACCACCAGUGAAACUAGCAGCCAAGUACUUCGAGCUGUUCCCUGAGGAAAAGGACCCCUUGUGGCAGAACCCAUGUGAUGACAAACGACAUAAGGACAUUUGGUCGAAAGAGAAAACCUGCGACAGGCUUCCUAAGUUUCUCAUUAUCGGUCCACAGAAAACUGGUACCACAGCUUUGCACUUUUUCCUCUCCUUGCAUCCUGGAGUCACAAGUAAUUUCCCCAGCCCAGUCACCUAUGAGGAAAUUCAGUUCUUCAAUGGAGCUAAUUAUAACAAAGGAAUUGACUGGUAUAUGGAGUUCUUCCCAAUCCCGUCAAAUGCGAGCACGGAUUUCAUGUUCGAGAAGAGUGCAAAUUACUUUGAAUCGGAAGUGGUCCCCAAGAGGGCGAUGGCCCUACUGCCCAGAGCAAAGAUCAUUGCCAUUCUGAUCAAUCCAGUAGAACGAGCAUACUCCUGGUACCAGCACCAGAGAGCUCACCAUGACUCGGCAGCCCUGAACUACACCUUCUACCAGGUGAUCACAGCCGGACCUGAUGCACCAAGGGAAGUCCGUGUCCUCCAGAACCGUUGCUUGCUGCCUGGCUGGUAUGCCACCCACAUCGAACGGUGGCUAACUUUUUACCAACCUUCUCAGUUUCUUGUUGUCAAUGGCCUACAGUUACGGAACAACCCUGUGGCUGUCAUGGAAACCGUACAGAAAUUCCUUGGUGUUACCCCUCACUUCAACUACACUCGAGCUCUGAUGUACGAUGACAACAAGAAUUUCUGGUGCCAGAUGGUGGAAGGUGGCAAAUCAAAAUGUUUGGGCAAAAGUAAAGGAAGAAAAUAUCCAGAGAUGGAUUCAUCGUCACGGACAUUCCUGACCAAUUACUACAGGGAGCAUAACAUCGAACUAUCGAAACAGCUAAACAAACUGGGACAGGCACUGCCUAGUUGGCUGAGGGAGGAGCUGCAACAUACCAGCUGGAGCUGAAUGGUGCAGGUUGUGGUCAACUGAUGGCCACCAUUCUUUGGACACUUCCAUGCCCUCUGACCUCUCUCCCCAUUUCACCGACUCCCAGCUCAAGUGAUGCCGGCUGAGUGCUCGAGGAGGCGAUGGAAUUCGAUAGGUUCCUGAGGACACCUUUGCAAAGGCUUGAUGUUUCAACUUCAUGAAGGCUCCUCUCGUGUGGGCCACUUCCAGGCUUUGCAAUGAACCAGGACCAAUCUGGUGAGCAGUGGAACCCACAUUCAUGACAGCUUCCCCCCCCCCCCUGCCCCAAGUCCUUGUAGCGUCGAAGUGUGUCUGCUAGUGUCAAACCUUGGAAUGAUCGUUACAUCAACUGCUUUUACAACAGUAGUAUCCUGUUCACCAAACACUGACAUUAGUUUAUACCCCACACCAUGUCUUAACAACACUGCUGUACCACUAAGUACUAAAUAUGUACAUAUUAGGCCCAAGCCAGUAAUUCACAGCUAACUGGGCAUACGGAUCACAACGGCACAGGACCAGUUACUCAUAAUAUCCCACUUUGAACAGUCACUAAAGGCCAACGUUUGGAAAAUGACAUUUUCAAAAACGCGCAACUUUAGUUUCUAAACAAAAACAUCAGUGUUGGUGUGAAAACUUUCCAAUCGUGGACUAUUAAACGUUCCCUUCCCCACUGCCGCCCUCACCCCACACACAGCUUUCAAAACAUCCUAAGGUGAGGAAUCCAUCGUCUCCUGGAGGAGGAAGUGGAGCGGACCUCCUCAGCGCAGUACGCCUCACCUAUUGUGUCAUUCACAUUGAAUGAUGUUAUUGGAGAAUUUUACUCUCAAGAGGUUGAACAUAUUUUCUGAGAUGCAACAUCCAGUGGAUUGAGUUUUUUUUGGUGUAAAUUUUGUGGUUGAUGUGAUGUACUUUGCAAGGCCUUAAAACUCUCUCCACGACAGCUGGGUGGACUAUACCUUUCAUGAUGUACAAAGACAAUCCAGCUUACAAAAGUCAGGUGCCUGGAAAUCCUCGCUCAACUGUGAAAUAAACCCAAAAGAAAUAGCAAAAACUUGGCAAGUUAAAAAUUGACCUCCCUCAAUGUGUUGUUAACUUCAAUCUAAGCAUCUCCAUUCCAAAGCCAAGCAUUUAAUAUAGGGCCUUUCAGAGCAGAGUACUGCGUUUUUUUUGUGUGUACUUUAAUCAAAAAUAAUUGUGUAUGUAUUCAACACAACACAGAAAUGAUUGGAUAAUAAAGUUUCUUUUUGUUGUCAACAAAA